AACAUAUUAUACAUCUUAUCCAUUUGCUCUCGUGUCACUCAAACACACCGAACUGCCUGGAAUAAAUCCAAGAAGCCCAAUACCUAUUCACAAGCAUCCUGCAUUUAGAAAGACAAGGAAGCUAACAGAACGAUUACGUGGUCCCUAUUUAUCAGACAAGAUAAUUUCACCUUUGCUUACGGGUUACCGAAACAACUGUGAGUGGCUAGCCACUCUAGCAGGUUCCAAAGCACGGUCAUAUCUGUGUUGCUUACCUGCAGCGGCGGCGGGGUUACUUUCACUGCUAGCGAACAGUCCCUAAUUACGGCCGGCAUCUGCUUUCGCCGAUGAGACAAUUGCUAUCUCAGCUUCAACUCACCAGCGGGCGACAAUCAAGAUGAAAAUCCUAUGUCUCCACGGAAGAGGCACCAGCGGUGCCAUCUUCAAGUCGCAGACCUCCACAAUCCGCUCCCGCCUCAAAGAAUCCAACAUCCAAUUUGACUUCCUCGACGGCCUCCACAGCAGCCCCCCAGCGCCUGGAGUCGACCUCUUCUACGAACCCCCCUACUUCACCUACUGGGAAGAUGACACAGCGACCGAAAUACGGCAAACCAGCACAUGGCUUAAAGCGCACAUCGCGCAGCACGGGCCCUACGACGCGGUCCUCACCUUCUCGCAAGGCUGCGCGCUAGCCGCCAGCGCGCUCCUCCUGCACGAAGCCGAAGAACCGCACAUGGCCCCGCCGUUCAAAGCUGCUAUCUUCAUCUGCGGCGGGUCCCCGCUGCCGAUCAUGGAGAGCGUGGGGUAUGAGAUUUCGGCGCGCGCGUGGGAUCUGGAUCAGCGGACGAGGGACGCGCUGGCGGCGCAGGCGGACUCGGCGUCGAUUUUGGAGCGGGGGUCGGAGAGGUGGAGUGGGGGUGGGGAUAUUUUGAAGGGGAUGUCGGUAGAUGAGGUGAGGGGGGAGAUUGGGGGUGGUGGGAGUGUGAAGAUUGGGAUUCCGACAGUUCAUGUUUAUGGGAAGAAGGAUCCGCGGUUUGUGGCGAGUUUGCAGUUGUUGGAGACUUGUGUGGCUGAGCGACGGAGGGUGUAUGAUCAUGGUGGGGGGCAUGAGAUUCCGAGGCUUGAGGCUGUUAGUUCCACUAUUGUGGAUUUGAUCAGGUGGGCGCUGAAGGAGGGCGGGGCGAUGGAGGGUAGUAGGUAGGACCUUUCGUGCGUGCAGGGGUAGGCGCGUGUUUUGGGUGGUGCCUAUUUAGGUUCCAUUGUUACCAUGAUACUCUCGAGUCUGAUGCCAAUCAGGGUGCAGUGGGAAUUGAUUAGGAUGACGCCAUUUGAUACUAUCGACAGGUUAAGAUUAGAGAGGGGAGAACCAAUGAUAGAAUAUCAUCUUCAAGCCACGAUAGGGCAUCAGCAACGGGAAUACGACGGACCUCAGCUCAGUAUGAAUGGCUUUGCCACAUUAGGCCACAGGCAGGAUGUCAU
This is a messenger RNA of Aspergillus candidus, 1458 nucleotides long. Its product is annotated as putative EF-hand calcium-binding domain protein. The transcript is spliced from 2 exons. Gene Ontology annotation, cellular component: nucleus; cytoplasm. The record is from RefSeq and is a predicted model, not a curated record. Bases 377 to 1180 code for a protein of 267 amino acids. NCBI's taxonomy places the organism in Eukaryota, Fungi, Ascomycota, Eurotiomycetes, Eurotiales, Aspergillaceae.